CUGUACUCCAUCAGAACUGGAGCUGUUAGCAAACAAACUGAAAUUCUCCUCAGGAAACAACGACUGGCAAAAGAAUGAAGCUGUCUUUAACCCUCCUGUUUCUCCAGCUGUGGGAGAACGUGGAACUCUCUUCGUCACAGAAUGCAUGUUCAAAGCUCCCUGAUGUUCCACAUGCUCAUGUGUCAGAAGAAACCAAAAAAGCUGAGUACCAAGAAGGAGACGUGAUACAUUUCACCUGUGAAUCUGGUUAUAUAUCAGACCACACUUCAAAAUAUGUCUGCACAGGGGCAGGCUGGCUAGCAGUCCGUCGGGGAAUGUGCUACUCAUGUUCAGUGCUCCCAGAUGUUCCUCACGCCCAUGUGACAGAUGAAACCAGAAAAGCCGAAUAUCAAGAAGGAGACGUGAUCCAUUUUACUUGUGAACCUGGUUAUACGUCAGAGCUGACCAUCAAAUAUGUAUGUGCGAGUGAGGGUUGGCUGGCAGUCAGCCAGGGACUAUGUUACUACCCUUGUCAAGUUGGCAAGAUGCAUCCUCGUCUCUUUGUAGCUGGAUUACCACCAACAAAUGAAAUAAUAAAAACUGGACAUAAAUUACAGUUUCAGUGCAGCAAUGACUUGACACUAAAUGGGUCUGAAGAAAUUGAGUGUUUACAAACUGGACAGUGGAGUGCCCCCUUCCCAACAUGCUCUGGAAUUAAAUGUAGAGUCCCCCUGAUUGAACAUGGUGUGGUGCUUGGAAGCGUCCAAGAGUACCAAGAAAAUCAAGUCCUGAAUUAUCGGUGUGAUCCUCGAUACAAGUGUGCUGAAGAAAGACAAUCAAGAUGCAUGAAAGUGGGAACAAAAGCAGAGUGGAGUCCUACACCUGCAUGUGAAAAAAUAAAAUGUGAAGUGAGACUGCCAGCACUUGAAGAAUUUGAACCUGCUUACAGAAGUGUGUUUUCCCCUGGUGACACACUCAGAGUUUUCUGUGGAGAGAAACACUGGAUUGUGGACCAUCAGACCACCUCAGCACAGACGACUUGCCAAAGUGAUGGAACGUGGAGUAUCAGGCCACUCUGCCAAGAGGUCAUAUGCAGGAAUGAACGAGACCCACGUGUGUACAGCUGGGGUGUCAAUUGGUACGAUCAGAAAAAACUGGGUGACUCUGUGUAUUACAGGUGUAGAUAUGGUUAUCAGAGUACAAGUAGAACCAAUCAGGCCACUUGCACCAGAGAUGGAUGGACACCAAAACCACUGUGUCAAGAAACUGCUGCCAAUAGAUGAGCUCUUCCUCUUCCUUACAUACCUGUCUACUGGCUGCACCCAGAGGGAACUGGGCCAUCGAUUUAACAUCCACCGAACAACAGACAGUAGAAUAAUUGUGACCUGGGCCAACUUUCUCUACGGCCUUUUGGGCUCCAUCUGUACCUGGAUGACUCCUACAGCUGUAAAGGCCAGUCUUCCACGUGACUUUCAUGGCACCUACAGUGACACGCAAGUAAUCCUCGACUGCACAGAGCUACGUUGUCAAACUCCCUCAUCACUGCUUCUUCAGAGUGAAGUUUUCUCCAAUUACAAGUCCCACUGCACCUUCAAGGCAAUGGUUGGAGUAUCCCCUCAUGGAGCCCUGACCUUUGUGUCCACCCUCUUUGAAGGUUCGAUGAGUGACAAGGAGGUUUUUCGGCAGUCAGGGAUUACAUCACUCCUAACACCUGACAUGGCAAUCAUGGUUGAUAAAGGCUUCUUGGUUGAUGACCUUGUACCUGGACGUGUUCAUCGCCCUGCCUUUCUCUCUCAGAGGACACAGAUGCUGGAGGUAGAUGUCUUGAAGACGCAGUCCAUUGCUCGUUUAAGAGUGCAUGUCGAGAGGAUGAUCCGAAGAGUUAGACAAAAUAAACUCUUCGAUACCACUAUCCCUCGCUCCAUCUCAGGGAGUAUCAACCAGCUCUUUACAGUUGCAUGUCUCCUCUCUAAUUAUCAAAAUGGACCUCUUGUCAAGAAAGGGAGGCAUGAAGUUUAAAAUUGUAGCCAUGUUUUCUUCAUGAAGAAUUUGACACGAAUGUGUAUUCCUUUCCUGUUGUAAAUUACAUUUUUGUACAAUUUAUUCUGUCAAAACGUAUGUGCUUAGCACUUCUUACAGUAUAUUCUAUGUUGAAUCUGUCCAAUUCUGUAAAAAGUAAUGUGUUUGACAGCAACACUAUAUAUAAAGAGAAUGUGAACAAA
Molecule: messenger RNA, 2201 nt
Organism: Acanthochromis polyacanthus (spiny chromis)
Lineage: Eukaryota; Metazoa; Chordata; Actinopteri; Pomacentridae
Product: complement factor H-like
Exons: 8
Coding region: 75-1262 (395 amino acids)
Source: RefSeq, a predicted model, not a curated record